Messenger RNA from Branchiostoma belcheri (Belcher's lancelet), 10869 nucleotides. RefSeq names its product nebulin-like. The coding region runs from base 106 to 10758 and encodes 3550 amino acids. NCBI's taxonomy places the organism in Eukaryota, Metazoa, Chordata, Leptocardii, Amphioxiformes, Branchiostomatidae. Gene Ontology annotation, molecular function: actin filament binding. The transcript has a single exon. The record is from RefSeq and is a predicted model, not a curated record.
GCAGGGGUUGAGGAAAGCCUUGCGCAGUCCACUUUAACGGGUCCAUCAGACCCAGUACCUGAGCGCCUCAGGGUUCGCAUAGUGUCCAGCGUAGGCUUUCCUAAAAUGGAUAACCAUCCUAAAUUCCAUAGUCAGGAAUCUGUGCCUUACGAAAAUGGCAUGAUGUGGGGUGCCAGGGUGCUUACUACUGGCUGCUCACGGCUUGCCCUCCUUAACCGUAAUAAUAACAACAACAUCAAUGACAGCAGUGAUGAUGAGAAUGAUGGUAACGGUAACGUCCAACCUGGUGAACAUGAAAACCCUGCUGCAAACAGCCCAGAACAAAACCCUGGUCAGGACGAAACUGAAUCUGAUAAUGCAGAUCAGGCAGAAGGUAGCGGUGCCUUUGGCACUGACGGUGGUCAAGAUCAAGGCCAAGAAGAGGACAGUCCUCCACCAGAAGAAGAACCACCUCAAGAAAGUCCAUCUAUUGAGGUAACUCCUCCUGAUGACGUCUUUGAAGAAGAUCAACCAAAGGAAGAAGGAGGAGGACCCAUCAUUGAAGAGGCGCCAAGCCCUACCGUUGAGGACGUUGAGAUAGAAGAAGCAAUGGAAGCAGCAGAGGGUCCCUCAGAGCAGUUCACCGAGCUGCCUUUGUCUUCAGACGCUCCUUUAGAACCAAUGCGGAGCCCUGUUGUUGAGGAGCCUGAAGAGGAAGAGCCUGCAGAGUAUGAGGAGGCGGAGGAUGCUCUCGUCGACUUUGAUCUCCCCAGUCCACCCCCUGAAAAGGCUACUCCGGAGGUAAGACCAGUUUCUCCUAGGGUCACAUCUCCUGUUGAAGAAGAUAUUCCUCCAGAGAGGCCUCCUUCUCCAGCUGCGGAAGCUUUUAUGGAGGAAGACAUCUCUGUAGAACCAGCCUUCCCCAGCCCUGCAGAGGCUCCAGCACGGCAGGAUGUUCCAACACCACCCUAUAUGGAACAGGCUUCCAGCCCUGCUGUACCGGAAGCUCUGACAGAGGCUGUGGAGCCUGAAGUUCCAGAAACACCCAUGGAAGCAGAGUUCCCCAGCCCACCUGCCUACGAAACCUUAACGGAAGAAGUUCUGCGGGACGUUCCUGUCCAUGUCGAGAAACCGAGUCAGCCGACGGUCUCAGUGUUUACCAACCCAGAUGAGCUUGAUGACGAAGGUGGGUACCCUCAGCCAUUGUUGGGAAAUCCUGGCCACAAGGCUGGCAAUCCUCAUCCUCACAACCCCGGCACUCCUCCGCCUAUCGAGGAGAAACCCACCAGUCCCCAGCCGGGGCAGGUAUCAGGAGGAAGGCUGGUGAAGACUGGGUCGUACAGCUCGUACCAGUACGAGGAAAGCGUCCGUGAAGUCAGGUCUUCAACAAGGCAAACCAUCAGGGAGGUUGUGACCUCCGACGGCAGGGUGGUUUCAAAGCAGGAGUCUGAGGAGACAUCCCACGCCGAAGCAUCUCAGGCCAGGGCGAAAUCCGAAACCACCCGGUCGGACGGCACGAAGACCGUCACGACAAAGAGAGAGGCAGAGGAAUCCAUGCAGGCCUUGGAGAUGCAGAAGAAGGCAAAGACCACAUCAGGUGGGGUGACAAAGGUUGAACCCACACAGGGCAUGCGAGCAAUGGAAAUGGAAAAGAAAGCCAAGGCUUCAACCACCAUACAACAAGCGCUUGGUGAAGCAAUGGAGGUGGAGCCCCCUCCCCCUAUCCCUCCUUUACCAGUAGAGGUCGGCAGAGUGACCAUAAAACAAGAACCUGGAACUCUGAGGGGCAUCUCUCUUAAAGGUGUGUCCAAGUCUCGUGGUGGAGUGAAGCACACCAUCAAAGCCACUUCUGCCCUUAGUGAGGAAAGAUCUACUCAAGUUACUACGUCGGCAAUGAGUGAACAAAGAUCUAGUCAUGUUACUACUUCUUCACAGAGUCAACAAAGAGCUAGUCAAUAUUCUACUUCUGCCAUGAGCGAAGAGAGAGCUAGCCAUGUUACUAGUGUCCGAGCUGCAAAAGCCGUGCACACAGGUGUCACCAAGAAGGUGGAGAGCCAUCCCAAAAUCGUUGUGGCACGCCGGACCGAAACAGUGAAAAUUCAGCUCCCAAUGGGGGCCAGGGAAAGAGUUCUUCGGAUUAAGAUCCGUUUCGGCAGGAAGAACAAACCAAACCGACUUACAGCAUACGCCUGGCAGCAACUUCGUUGGCCAGGGAUAACGGAAGUCAAAACACAGGAGGAUGUGAGUGAAGACACUAGAUAUGUCUACAUCCUUCUUAAACAAAUAUCUGAUGAUCGUACAUCUAAGGAGUCAUGCCUCAGGAUCGAAGUGCCCCCGCUGAUAGAGCAAAGUAUCAUGAAGAUAUCCGCGGAAACAUCGCGCAUGUUGGUGCAACAACAGAAGGUCAUCUACAAAGCUCAUGAGAGAAAGUAUGGUGGUCACAAGUACAAGUUCACUGUACAACAGGCGGUGCCUCCUGAGCUGGAUGAAACCCCCACUCUCAGUGCUCGGGAUGCAAAAACAAGGUUUGAAAUGGAAAGAGCAGAAGAGCUAAGGCAGCGCAGGCACGUGACCCGCCACGAAGUGGGACAAAUGAAGGAAAUGUUUGAGCGGGGUGCCAGCGAUGCUGAGGAUUUUGAAAGGGAACCAACUCAAAUUACACGCUACGAAGUUGGUUCAAAGAAGGAAAUGUUCGAAAGGAGAGCCAGCGAUGCCGAGGAUUUCGAACGACAACCGGCUCAAAUUACACGCUACGAAGUCGGUUCCAAGAGGGAAAUGUUUGAGCGGGGAGCCAGUGACGCCGAGGACUUCGAACGAGAACCAGCUCAAGUUACACGCUACGAGGUUGGUUCGAAGAGGGAGGCCUUCGAGAGAGGAGUGAGUGAGGUUAAGAUGGCAGAGAGGGAAGAGAUUCAUGUGGCUCGGCAGGACAUUGGCCAGAAGAAGCAGCUCUUUGAGAAAGUUGCCGAAGGCCACUGGGCUAGUCGGUACAUGGACUCCGAUGAAGGUGGAGAAGCACCGGAGAGACCGCCUCCUCCAAGGUUCGAUGUCGGUCAGAAGAAGGAGAUGUUUGAAAAAGGUGGGCAGUCUUGGAGAAGGACCGACUCUGAAACUGAGGAGUCUCUCCAGAUGAUAACUCAGCAAGAUGUGGUGAGAAAGAGAGAGCUCUUCGAAAGGGGAAGGAGUGGGAGUGAAGAAGAAGCUCCUGAGAGGCCUCCACCUCCAAGACAGGACGUUGGCCAGAAGGCUGAGCUGUUCGAAAAAGUUGCCGUUGGGCAGUUUGUCAGAGAAGAAGGGGAAGAGAGAGAGCGCGUCAUUCCCAUCAGGCCACCUCCUCCCUCCCCUGACAUGAUCCAGAAACGUGAGAUGUUCCAGAAGUUCUCUGAAGGGCGCUGGAGCAGCUCUGAGGCGGAAGAGAGGGAAGAAAUACAGAUCGCAGCCGGCGUCACCUCCAAGAAAGAACUGUUUGAAAAGGCUGCGGAGGAACUACGAUCAAAGAAACUGCCUCCUCCAAGCCCUAGACGAACUCGUCGAAGGAUCCGCUCGGACAGUUUCAGGCGGUCGAUAUCAUCAGACGAGGAAGGAACUCCGGAGAGGCCACCCCCUCCCCGCCCGCCACCUCCUGCCCCGGCACCGCCCACCCCCUCUCCUCCUGCAUCUCCGGUGACCACAGCCCCACCGUCUCGCCCCCCACCGCCUCCCGAAGGUGAGGAAGGUGAAGACUGGAUCGCUUCAGUCUCGAAAUGUGUGGAGAUGUACGAACGGGAGGUGCAGAUCAGAGGAGAGAGGAUGAAGCUGAAGACCAUCCGGAGGGAUCCGACCCCCGUGCGUCGUCCGGUCCGGUCCUGGCCUCCAACGCCUCCGAGCUCACCGGCAGAACCGAUAUCCCCCGUACGCAGGACCCGGAGGUCCCCCUCCCCUGGACCGGCAGUACCAGACCGUCCACGGGGCAGGGAGCCACCUCCCGUCGCCCGCCGGUUCAGAGACCGCAGCCCGGCAGUCCACAGGGAACACUCCUCAGAAAGGAGGCUGACAAGCCUGGCCCAGAACAUUCUCUCUCAGGAGGGUUUCGAGGAAUACAGGGCAGUUCCGCAAGACACCUACCAAGUCGUGGUCGACCCCUUCUUGCAAAAGGCGCAGGAGGUGACCAAGCUGCUCAGCCGGGCUGAAUACGAGAAGGAAGCCAAAGAGCGGAUGUGGCACUACCACGGCCUUCUGCCUGAUGACCCGGAGGCAAAGCGCCGUGCAGAGCUUGCCAGGAUGCAGAGUGACUUCCGCUACAGGGAUUACCCCAGGUACCUGGAAGCAAAACCAGGCAUGGUGGCUGUUGUGGAUCGGUGGAUGAUCGGGCAGAAGAAGCAAACUCAUGAGCAGAGCACAGUGGAGUAUCCACGUGACCACCCGAAAGACAUGACAUGGAGGUUGAAGUACCAAAGCACGCCAGACGACACCGUGACAAAGCGAGCCCAGGAAGUCACCCACAUCAGUAGCGAACUGGAAUAUCAGAAAAGGGCUAAACAGACAAAGGACAGGUACACUGCCAUUACUGAUGAGCUGCAGCUCGAGACACAGAAAGAUGCUGCCAGGAUGCAGAGCUCCGUUUCCUAUGUCAAAGAUCACCCAUUGGCAAUGGAGAAACGACAUGCAUACACUUCAGUAGAGGAAGACCCUAGCUCCAGGCAUGCCAAAGAUGCCUACAAAAUGUCCAGUCAACUCGAGUACGAGAAACGGUACAAGCAGGAAGUGCUGGGCCACAUCGGGUACGUAGAGCUUGACACCCCCGAACAGGAACGCAUACGUCGAAUGAAAACUCUUCAGUCCCAACUGGAAUACCAGAAAGACUACCCGAUGGACUUUGAGAGAAGGAAGGACUACCAGACGGUAACUGACGACCCGAGCACAGUCCGUGCUAAGGAAGCUACUCACCUUGCCAGCAAGGUUGAGUAUGAGUCCAGGUACCAUAAAGAGAAAGACAUCUACAAAACAGUCGCUGACACCCCAGAGGCAGUCAGAGUCAAGGAUGUGGGCAAGAUGCAGAGUGAGAUCGAAUAUCAAAAGCCAGACAAAGUGAGGAGACAGUACUAUCAGACUGUCACUGAUGCCAAGGACAGCCAGAGGCUGAAGGAGGUGGGACACCUGCAAAGCCAGAUUGAGUACCAAAAAGACCACCCCAUGGGCUUUGAGGGGAGAAGAGACUACCAAGCAGUGCCUGAUGAUCCAGAGACUCUGCGUGUGAAAGAUGUGACCAAAUUAUCAAGCGGAGUCGAGUACAUACGAAAGGACAAGCCCAGACGAGAGGUGUAUCAAACUGUCACAGAUGACCCUGAGGCAAAGAGGAUGAAAGAGGUGGGCAAGCUGCACAGCCAGCUUGAGUACCAGAAGGACCAUCCUAUGACAUUUGAGGGAAGGCUUGACUACACCGCGGUCUCUGACGACCCCGAAACACUCCGUGUCAAAGACGUGACAAAAAUGGCCAGUGGAUAUGAAUACCAAAGAAAAGACAAACCACGCAGGGAGGUUUAUCAAACUGUGACAGAUGAUGUGGAGGCUAAGAGAAUGAAGGAAGUUGGGCAUCUGCAAAGCCAGAUAGAGUACCAGAGAGAUCAUCCUAUGACUCUUGAAGGAAGGCUGGACUAUACAGCUGUAGCUGAUGAUCCCGAAACUCGCCGUGUCAAAGAUGUAACAAUGAUGGCAAGCGAGGUUGAAUAUGAACGGAAGGACAAGCCUAGGAGAGAAGUCUACCAAACAGUCACUGAUGACAUGGAGUCAAAGAGAAUGAAGGAAGUUGGGAAACUGCACAGCCAAAUUGAGUAUCAGAAGGACCAUCCUAUGACUCUGGAGGGCCGUCUUGACUACACAGCUGUUGCAGAUGAUCCGGAAACUCGCCGUAUCAAGGAUGUAACAAUCAUGGCCAGUGGGGUUGAGUAUGAAAGGAAAGAUAAACCAAGGAGAGAGAUUUACCAAACCGUGACAGACGAUGUGGAGUCAAAGAGAAUGAAGGAAGUUGGCAAACUUCACAGCCAGAUUGAGUACCAGAAAGACCACCCCAUGACACUUGAGGGCCGUCUUGACUACACUGCCAUCGCUGACGAUCCAGAAACACGCAGAGUUAAAGACGUGACAAUGAUGGCGAGUGAAAUCGAAUACGAGAGAAAAGACAAGCCACGCAGGGAGAUCUACCAAACAGUGACAGAUGACAUGGAAUCUAAGAGAAUGAAAGAAGUCGGGCAUCUGCAAAGCCAGAUCGAAUACCAGAGAGAUCAUCCUAUGACUCUUGAAGGCAGGCUGGACUAUACAGCUGUAGCUGAUGAUCCUGAGACGCUUCGUGUCAAGGAUGUGACAAUCAUGGCCAGUGGGGUUGAGUAUGAAAGGAAAGAUAAACCAAGGAGAGAAAUUUACCAAACCGUGACAGACGAUGUGGAGUCAAAGAGAAUGAAGGAAGUUGGAAAACUUCACAGCCAGAUUGAGUACCAGAAAGACCACCCCAUGACACUUGAGGGUCGUCUUGACUACACUGCAAUUGCUGACGAUCCAGAAACACGCAGAGUUAAAGACGUUACAAUGAUGGCCAGUGAGAUAGAAUAUGAGAGAAAAGACAAGCCAAGGAGAGAAAUUUACCAAACGGUAACUGAUGACGUGGAAUCUAAACGGAUGAAGGAAGUUGGGAAACUUCACAGCCAAAUUGAGUACCAGAAGGACCAUCCUAUGACUCUUGAAGGAAGACUGGACUACACGGCUGUCGCAGACGAUCCAGAAACUCUACGUGUUAAAGAUGUCACCAAGCUGUCUAGCGGCAUUGAAUACCAGAAGAAGGACAAGCCAAGAAGAGAGAUCUAUCAGUCCGUCACAGAUGAUGUUGCCACAGUACAGGCAAAGGAUAGCCAAAGGCUGCAAAGCCAGUUGGAAUAUGAGAGGCUUUAUCGUGAAAAGAAGGGUACUGGCAUUUUCACUAUGAUUGCUGAUGACAAAAAUCUCCAGCACGUCAAAGAUGUGUCGAAGUUGGGAAGUCAGCAGGGGUACACCAAGGACUUCCCCAUGGAGCUGGAGAAACGUGGUGGGUACACCUCAGUGGAAGCUGAUCCCACAACGGAAAGAGCGAAAGAAGUCUAUCAGUUCCAGAGUGAUGUCGAAUACCAGCGCUCCUUCCGCCAGAGAAGAGGCAGUUUCACAGCCAUCACAGAUGAUGCUGCCACGAAGCAUGCUCAGGAGUCUGGUAAGGUUUCGAACGAGCUAGAAUACACCAAGAAGUUUCGACAACGUCGCGGCAGCUUUACCGCAGUCGUGGACACUCCUGAAGCACAGCGUGUUAAGGAGGUGAACAGGUAUCAGAGUGAGCUCGAGUACAAGAAGAGAGCUCUGCAACGACGUGGUAGUUUCACCGCUGUUGUUGAUGACCCUGUUACUGAGAGAGUGAAAGACUCCACUAGACUGGCCAGUGAUACCAUUUACAAGAAGGCAGCUGCUGAAAGGAAACAGGCAUACACCAUUGCCCUUGAUGAUCCCAACACUGAGAGAGUUAAGAAUGUUUCAAAGAUGGUGAGUGAUUAUGAGUACCAGCGAAUGUACAGAGAGAAGAGAGGAACUGGCAUCUUCACUUCCAUUGUGGAUGAUCCAUUCACAAGGCAUGCCCGAGAAACGGCAGAAUACCUAAGUUCACACGUGUACAAGAAGGACUUCCCUGAAAACAUGGAGCGUAGGUCUGGUUACACAACUGUUGUGGACGCCUCCGGGCUCAAGCAUGCCAAGGAGGCAUCCGAGAUCCAGAGCUUGAUCAAGUACUACGAAAAAGACAAAGAAGGGAAGUCACAGUACACGCUGGUGACUGACGACCCAGAGAGUAUGAGGAUGAAAGACGUUGGCAAAAUGCAAAGCAGGAUUGAAUAUGAGAAGGACUAUGAGGCAUCGAAGGAUAAGUACACCAUGGUGGGAGACGAUCCACAGACAAGGAGAGUACAGGAGAUGACCAAGUUGCAGAGUCAAUACGAAUACCAGCGUACGUUCCUCGAGGAGCGAGGCCUGGGCUGGUACACGGCGUGGCUGGAUUAUGAUAAGGAGAUGGAAAGGCAGCUUGGGAUGAAGCACAUGUACAGCCACAUCCACUACAAGAAGGACUUCCCUGAGCAGAUGACAGGCAGGGAAGGGUAUCAGAUGGUUGCAGACGAUGUCCAGACUGUUCAUGCAGGGGAGAUGUCCAAAAUGCAGAGCCGGGUAGAGUAUGAGAAAGACUACCAUGAAAAGAAGGGAUUAUACACCACGACAACUGAUGAGAUGAGAGCUACACAUGCCAAGGAAGUUGGUAAAUUAGCCAGCUCAGUGGAGUAUCCUGUUGACCAUCCGAUGGAAUGGGAAAGGAGGAGAAGGUACACUGCUGUCGCUGACGAUCCCAAUACUAAGAGGGUCAAGGAGACAACAAAGUACCAGAGUCCGUACGAAUAUGAAAGGGAACAUCGCAGGAAAAAGGGGCAGUACACAAUGGUGGCAGAUGACCGAGAACAAGUCAGGGUUGUGGAGAUGAACAAGCUUCACAGUCUGGUGCAGUAUCAUGAGCAGUUUGAGAAGGAUAAGGGCCAGUUUACCACCGUGCUGUUUGAUCCAGAAACCAAGAGAGUGGUUGAGCUAUCCAAACUCCAGAGCAUGAAUCACUAUCAGCUUGAGUUCGAGAAGAACAAGGGCAACUACAUCACAGUCCUGUUUGACCCAGAGUCUCAGCGAUACAAAGAAGUGGGCAAGUUGGCAAGUGAUGUGGAGUACCAGAAAGAAUUCAAGGACCUACGAGGCAAGUACACUGCCACCGCAGACACUGUUGCAACCAAACACGCAACCGAGGCUGGCAAGCUGCAGAGUCAGCUGGAAUACCAGAAGGAUUUCCCACAACAGAUGACAGAAAGAGCGGGCUACACCCCAGUCACCGACAAGGAGACCAUCCGUGUCGUCGAGAUGUCCCAGCUCCACAACCUCAUCAAGUAUCGCGAGCAAUUCGAGAAAGACAAGGACAGGUUCACCACCGUCCUGUUCGAUCCUGAGACCAAGCGUGUCGUGGAGCUGUCCAGCAUUCAGAGCGUUAUCCAGUACGAGAAGAAGUACCAAGCAGACAAAGACAAGUACACAACGGUCAUGUUUGAUCCUGAGACGUCCCGCACAAUGGAAAUGUCCAAGCUGCAGAGCUUACACGAAUACCAUCUGCAGUUUGAGAAGGACAAGGGUCAGUACCAACUGGUCACAGAUGAUCCUGUGUCAGAGAGAAUAAAGGAGGUUGCCCGCCACCAGAGCCAGUAUGAGUAUGUCAGGAAGUGGUUGGAGGAAAGAGGCAUUUAUCAUUCGGCACCUGAUGACAAGGAACACAUGCGAAUCGUUGAGGUCAACAAACUGCAAAGUCUUCUGCAUUACACUGACGAAUACAACAAGGAGAAAGGAAAGUAUACCACAGUUCUAUUUGAUCCAGAAACCAAGAGGGUGGUUGAGCUUUCUAAGCUGCAAAGUGCAGUGCAAUAUCACGAAGAGUUUGAGAAGAACAAGGGCCAGUACAUCACUGUGUUGUUUGAUCCUGAGAGUAAGCGGUACAAGGAGGUUGGAAAGUGGCAGAGCGAUGUGGAGUAUCAGAAAGAGUUCCGCGGCCUCCGCGGAAAAUACACGUCUGUGGAGGAAGACGUGCAAACUAAGAGAGCGAAGGAUGUAGGGAAGUAUCAGAGCCAGCUGGAGUACCAAAAGGACUUCCCUCAAGAGUUUGAAGGAAGGGUGGGGUACACCCCAGUUGCUGACAAGGAGACGGUCCGAGUGGUGGAGAUGUCACAGCUACACAGCUUGCUGAAGUAUCAGGAAGAGUUUGAGAAAGAUAAGGGCAAGUACACAACAAUCCUCUUUGAUCCCGAGACCAAGCGAGUGGUUGAGCUGUCGAGUAUCCAGAGCGCAAUCGCCUAUCAAAAGGAAUACCAGAAAGACAAGGACCAGUUCACCACCAUUUUGUAUGACCCUGAGACCCAGCGUUUCACAGAGUUGUCGAAGAUACAGAGCCUGGUAUCUUACCAUGAUGAGUACGAGAAAGAGAAGGGCAAGUACCACUCUGUUGCUGAAGACAUUGAAAGCAAGAGGCUCAAAGAUGUUGGCAAGUUUGCCAGUGAGACAGAGUAUCAGAAGGAAUAUCAGAAAUUGAAGGCCUUCUACACAGAAGUACCUGACAAGGAGAUGUUGAGGGUGAUAGAAAUGUCACAGCUACACAGCGUUGUAAAGUACCACGAAGAAUACGAAAAAGACAAGGGUGACUUCACCACUGUCCUUUACGACCCAGAAACUCGGCGAGUCGUGGAGCUGUCUUCGAUCCAGAGUCUGAACAAGUACCAAGAGGAAUUUGAAAAGAACAAGGGAAAAUACACCACCAUAUUGUUCGACCCUGAAACUGAACGUGUCCAGGAGGUUGGGAAGAUUCAGAGCAAUGUUGAAUACCAGAAGGCCUAUCAUGAAAUGAAGGGCAGUUACAGAACUGUAACUGAUGAUCCUGAAUCUGAGCGCCUCAAGUCCGUCUCUAAAUGGCAGAGCAUGAGCGAGUAUCAGAAAGACUUCCCGGCCAAAUUCGAAGGCCGUCCUGAGUAUCAAUCCUUGGCUGCUGACAAGGAAACACUGAGAAUUGUAGAUGUCACAAAGCUUCAGAGCCUGAUCAAAUAUCAGGAGCAGCACAAGGAUGACAUUGGCAAGUUCACCACCGUUCUUUUCGAUCCUGAGACAAAGCGUGUCCUGGAACUCUCUAAAAGUGCAAAGUCUCCUCAAGUACAAGGAAGACUUUGAGAGUGAAAAGGGGGGAUACACGACUGUGUUGUAUGACCCUGAAACUCAGAGGUUCAUUGACCUGUCCAGCAAACAGAGCGAUGUUCAUUACCAUGAGCAGUACGAAAGAGA